Bombina bombina (fire-bellied toad) is the source of this 5771-nucleotide messenger RNA. RefSeq names its product lysosomal associated membrane protein 2 (gene LAMP2). NCBI's taxonomy places the organism in Eukaryota, Metazoa, Chordata, Amphibia, Anura, Bombinatoridae. Gene Ontology annotation, cellular component: membrane. The coding region runs from base 89 to 1312 and encodes 407 amino acids. The transcript has 9 exons. The record is from RefSeq and is a predicted model, not a curated record.
CGCGGUUGUGGCCUGUCAUGUGACUGAGGCUCUCCGCUUGCUUAUACCUACUUGUGUAUAGUCGCUCUGUUUUGCUGCGUUCGCUGUGAUGGAGCCCUCUGUGUCUUUUAUUGCCUUGUUUAUGCUCGGUCUGGGGCUCUUCAGCUCCCAAGCUUUUGAUAUUGAAAUAAAAGAUGCCUCCAAUCAGACCUGUAUUAACGCCAGCCUAAUGGUGAAUUUCACAAUACAGUAUGAAACGAGCACCAAUCAAUUUAAAAAUGUAACAUCUGAAAUUCCCAGUAAAGUGACUACAACAGGAAGUCAUUGUGGCGGCGAAGGUGAAGAUCCUUUACUGCUGGUUGGAUUUGGGAAUAAUUACACCUGGAGCCUGAACUUUACAAAGAAUGACACUAUGUACAGAGGAAGUGUGCUCACGUUUACCUACAACACAAAUGAUACAGAUCUUUUUCCAGACGCCCUAAGAAAAGGGUUAUUGAUGUCAACUACAACAUUCCUUGAUCCAAUCCCACUGAACACAACUUACAAGUGCAAUCACAUUGAAGUUAUACCCGCAACAAAUGUAGUUCAGCAAUUCUGGGACGUUAAGCUCCAGGCCUUUGUGCAAAAUGGUGUUUCUGUCAGAGAUAUCAUUUGUGAUGCUGAUAAGCCAAGUCCAUCACCAACACCAAAACCGACCACCCAUCCCACUGAAUCUCCAACACCUGCCCCCAAGCCUGUGGAUAAACCAAUCACUGGGAACUAUUCAGUGUCAAAUGCAACUGGAAUAUGCCUUCUAGCACACAUGGGUUUGCAGGUGAAUGCAACUGUCAUCGUUGAGGGCAAGAGCGUAUGGAUGCCUUUCAACAUUGACCCAAAUACAACAAGAAGCUCUGGAAGCUGCAGCAAUGAGACUUCAGUUCUAAAGCUCACCGACAACUCCACAACAAUUGAGUUUUUAUUUGCAAUUAAAAAUAACCAUUUUUUCUUACAAGAAGUCAAUAUCACUUUAACAAAUGGCUCAGGAUCAGUAUCAAAAGUGAACAACAAUUUAACCUCUUGGGAAGCAUCAUUAGGAAGUUCCUAUUUGUGUCACAAAGAACAAGUUGUCUCUGUGUCAGAAGAUGUCUCUAUCAAUACAUUUGAUGUCUGGGUACAGCCUUUUGGAUUACAGAGUGAUAAGUUUUCUACAGCGGAAGAAUGCUUUGCUGAUUCUUACCUGAACUUUCUUAUUCCAAUCGCGGUGGGGGCAGUGCUUGGCUUUCUCAUUAUUCUCGUUCUUAUCUCCUAUUUUGUUGGAAGACGGAAGAGUCGCACCGGCUACCAAUCUGUUUAACUUCUUAACCCUCUAUUUUCUGUUUCCUUUCGGCAACAUCAUCUCAAAUGUAUCUUUGUACAUUGCAAACCACUCUAUGCAUAGUGGAAUGUAAAUACCUAAUCUGAGGAGAUUUUCAUCUUAAUAUUGGUGAAAUGGCCAUACAAAUGACUAAGGUAUAGACACUUAUUUUCUUUUAAAUUAAUACAUAGUCAUAUGUUCUCCACAUUAAGUGACACUUAAAGGGACAUUGAAUACAUUUUUAUAUACUCACAGUUUAUAUCAGCAAAUAAGCAGUGCAUUGCAAAAUAUCUACUCAUUGUUUGUUUGUUUUUUGGUGACAGCAGUCCAGAGACACACCCCUUGAACAGCCUCUAGAGUACCUUUAUCCUAUCUCCUUUGCUGUGGCCAAUUAAGGACAGGGAAAAUUAGCUAUUGCACUUUUAAAAGAGACAUUAAACAGCUUGUGCUUUUGUGUAAAAAUAAAAAAAAAUUUACUUGUACCACAUUCCCUAAUGCACUGAAAAGGCAAAUUCUGUAACCUGGGUGGAAAAGGGUGGAACGACCACAUUUUUUACACAAAAGCAAGAGGUAUUUAUUGUCCCUUUAAGUUAUCAUUGUGUACAAUGUUGCAGGGUCGUUCUAAAGUGUGCAGGAUGCACUCAAGCAUCCCUGGGAAAGUAAGUUACAAAUAAAUAUACAUUUGAAACUACCCAUGAUUAACGAACUUUGUGGGUAAUUUAAAUCUUGAAUGUAAUGUCCCUUUAAUGACCUAAUCCGUCACUUAGACUCUAACAAAUACAUUUAAAGGGACAGUCAACAUCAGAAUUUUUGUUGUUUUUAAAAAUAGAUAAUCCCUUAAUUACCAAUUCCCCAGGUUUGCAUAACCAACAGAGUUAUAAUUAUACACAUUUUACAUCUUUAAUUACCUUGUAUCUAAGCCUCAGCAGACUGCCCCCUUAUUUCAGUUCUUUUGACAGACUUGCAUUUUAGCCAAUCAGAGCGGUCUUCAUGGUAAAUUCACGUGCAUGAGCUCAAUGUUAUCUAUAUGAAACACGUGAACUAAUGCCCUCUAGUGGUGAAAAACAUUUAGAUUAGAGGUGGCCUUCAAGGUCUAAGAAAUUAGCAUUUGAACCUCCUAGGUUCAUAUGCUAAUUUAGCUUUCAACUAAGAAUACCAAGAGAACAAAGCAAAAUUGGUGAUAAAAGUAAAUUGGAAAGUUGUUUAAAAUUACAUGCCCUAUUUGAAACAAGAAACUUUUUUUUUGGACUUGACUGUCCCUUUAAGCACCAUGUUUUUGAUCAAUAAAGUAAAAAUCUACAAAAUCUAUAUUUGCAAAUAUUUGAAAUUUGAUUAUAAUUAUGAGUUAUCCAUUUUUUUUAAAUGUGGGCUUACAUAAAACCUAAUAGGUAACAACAGACAAUUCUAUAUUAAAUAUAUGGCAGGGUUAUCUUAAAUCGGCAAUGUACCAAGCUGUCAGUGAACAUUAAUAUUGACUUCCCAGAGUCAUAAACAUAGAAAAAAACUUAAGCAUAAUAAUUAACAUAAUUAAGCUAUAAAAAUUACAAAGGUAUUAAAGACAUAGGUAAAGUCCUACCCAAGAGCCACAAACAUUGCAGCUCCUGAAGUGAACACAAUCUGUGAUAGGCGGAGUCAUGCAACUGUCGCUUCUGAUUGGUUGUAUCCUGGUGGUGAACUGCAAUUCUCUGUGGCUCCUGAUAGGAGUUUUAUCUGUGUGUUUUUCCCCCUGGCAUCGUUAUUUUAACAGUUUGACAUGCACUCCCCAUGACUAAAAGAUGUGUUUAUUCAAGUGCAGUUAUAUUAUACGGCAGCUGUACAUGAAUGCACCACUUUAAAUCAAAAAACAUAUUUAGAGCAUGGCAGGGGUAAAGAAAGAGGAUGUUUGCAAUGUAGGUUUAUUGAUUGAAUAUUUGUUUUAAACUAUUUUAGUUGCUUGUAAUAUACCCUCUAGGGAAGAAUAAAAAUGUUUUAAAGCAGCCAUUAUUCUUCCCUUUUGAGCCCUGGAUUAAUGACAGUGCAGUUUUAAAUAUUACAUUAAUUUGUUUUAUACAUAACAAUCUUCUGUACGUUUUAAAGUGAUACUGUACUCAAAAAAAUUCUGGCAUUCAUAUGAAAGAGCAGUAGCUAAAUAUCUUGAAUUUCCUUUUUUUUACUGUUGUAUCACUUGCGUACUACCAGUUGCUGCUCAUUGGCUGAUAGGUACACCCUGCUCAUGCUUAUUGGUCUACAGGUACUUUAAAGCAGUGAGCAUUAUUAGACAGUGGAAAACUGAUAAAUUAGCAUGUUAGUUUAAAUUUAAACAGCUUUUUACUUUACGUUGACAAUAAUAAUGUCAAUAUGUUUCAAUAUAACAUAUCUUAUAGAUGAUAGAACAUUUUUGAGUACAGUUUGACUUUAAUGCAAUCAACACUAGUACAGUAGUUUCUGAAUAUUGAGCAAUUUGCGCUCCCCACUUUUCACUGUGACCUUUAAUCAUUUUCAGUCCAAAUAGAGUAAAACAGUGUCUUCCUAACAGCGGAGAAAUGUGAGCGACCCACCCCAGGUGAAUUACAACAAAGGAGUGACUUGGAGGCGGACCAACAGCUGGAAGCCUGGGUGUGGGUGCGCGGUCCCACCAAAAGGGUUGGCAGGGGUCCAGUAUUCAACCCGGACAGUCCAGUAACUUAGCAUGCCCUGAGUGUUAGCUAAAUAUAAAAGGCCUCCAAUGCCUACAUGCAUUACCAAUAUAGAGCAGAAUCAAGUAAGGGGCAGUUAAAGAGGCCAGUCACUUCUGUCUAUCUGUGUUACCGUCAGCGAAACAGGUAAAAUAUUUAUCUGUAUGCUACAUGCCACCAAAGGGCAAAAUUACUGCUCGGUUGUUAAAAAAAUAAAUACUUGGUGGGAUCAAGAGUAAGGGCUAAGUUAGAGCUUUUAAGAAGGGUAUAGACAGAGCGUUCCGUAUUUUUGGUAUUUUUGUAGAGGGCAGCUGACACUCCUACCCACCAACUCCGUAUAGGUUCUGCUGCCUGAAAUAAAAGCACAAGUUUCUAUUCCAAAUCUGACGGUGACCAUCCUAAUAUUUUCACCAUCUGAUGCCAAUGCUGUUGCGCUGCAAUUACACGUGUUCACAUUGGCACUGAUUGCUGGUGGCGGCCAUCUUUGAGUGGGCGCUACUAGUACUGUCUGAAGAAAAUAUAAAAUUGUCAUAUAGAUGAGGGGGGGGGGGGUUUAAAAAAAUGAUCUGUUCCUGGUGUCAAAACCCUAGGUUACGCCACUCUGGCUAUACAUCUAAAUGGGAAUUAUCAAUUAAUAACUUUAAAAGUAGGACCCUUUCUUGUUUAACAUUUGUAUUUAUUAAAAAUGAUUAAAGAAACGACAAACAAACAUGCAUUUCACAAAACAACAGUUACUUUGUGCUCUUUGUGUAUACAAAAAUCUCUUCUUGUAUAUCUACUAUAUAUGAUGUGUAAUAUAUGGAAUUGUCAGAAACCUUAGCAUGUGUAAUAAACUAACGAUCUUCAGGGAAAGUAAACAUUUUCACAAAGGGUCUGAACCACGCAUGUUUCCCACUGUAUACAUGUUAAUUUAUGCUCAUUAUUGAUUUGUUCUUCACGCUAAAGAUUAAAGGGCCAUUUAGUGAAAAAUGACAUGUUCCUAUUUGUUGAGAACAUGCCGUUUUAGCACCACUGUUCUUGUAAAUUUAUGUUUUUAACCCCUGUGAAAGGGGUAAAAUACUGCUCAGGAGCAGCAGAGAACUUCUGGUCCAGAGUAGAAAUUGCUGCAGAGUUAAAUACAUAGCUCUAAAAUUACUUCCUGUAACAAAUGAGAGAAUGUAAUUUUGUCACUAUAAUGACCCAUUAAGAAGUGUUCUCUGAAUGUUUGCACUAUGGGCGUAUUCGUUUUUUUUAUAUAUAAUAUUUUUGUGAUGCCAGUAUAAGGUUAAAGUGGAGCUGUUAACUCAAAGCAAAUUAGGUGUGAAAAACUGGCUGUUUUGUACUAGCUGUUUCAUUUUAAACAUGAUAAUUCUUAGUUUGCAGUGACUAAUUACUUUAUAUCUGUGUUAUUAAGUAGUUUGAUAGCAUUUCCCACAUAAAAAAGCACACUUAACUAAUUAGCAUAUUGCGCUCCUAAUUUGCAUACUGUGCCUCAGUAACCAAACAUAUAGCUACAGAAUCAAGUUCAGGAAAAAAUACUGACCAGUGCAAUCUAUAGCCAAGUUUUAAGAGCCCAACUUGUUUAGCUGUUGCGGGUCCACUUCUUAAGGGUAUUGUGAGCCCACGAGUGCCUUUUACAUAGUGUUUAAUGUCUUGUUAUGGUGGGGGUUUAUUUGGGGGGAGGGAAAGCAUUAGUUGUGAUCUAUAAUCAGAAGGGAUUUUUGUGUAUAGAGGGCAUUGUAUUUAUAACUGUAUAGAACUAAAUUUCCUGCCUGUAAUUAAUGUUAGCAACAUGUUAAUCAAUAAAAUUAUUUGGAGAAAAAUAA